Molecule: messenger RNA, 1101 nt
Organism: Perognathus longimembris pacificus (Pacific pocket mouse)
Lineage: Eukaryota; Metazoa; Chordata; Mammalia; Rodentia; Heteromyidae
Gene: Smim18
Product: small integral membrane protein 18
Exons: 2
Coding region: 639-926 (95 amino acids)
Source: RefSeq, a predicted model, not a curated record
AGCAUAAACUAAUUCUUUUACAGGUUGGCAAAUGAAAAAUCUUUUUCCUCAGAAUUCCUUCUAAGCUCAACAACUAUAUGAAAAUUAUCAUUACAGAGGGCAAGACUUGUAAAUAUUGACAAAAAGAAAGAAAGAAAAAAAAUUAUUUACAAGAUUUUAUGAGUUCCAGGGGGAAAUGUCAAGCUGCUUAAUUAACCUGGACUCGUUUCCUACAUACUACCUCUAAUGAUGUCUUCCAGCCUUAGCAUGGAAAUAGUGAAGGAUGUGAAAAAAGGAUGUCAAAUUUGAUAGUUACAACACAAAGAAUCACCAAUUUGUUAGUAACAUAAAUUCUCAUGUAGGAAUUUAGUGUAAGGACAAAAAAAAAAAAAAAGAAAAAGAAAAGAAGAAAGAGAAAGGGCUGACAAUUGAUAUCCCAAGACACCUCCAUUCAAGUUUAUGAAUGAUUUACUCCUCAGGGUAGCAGGACUUAAUGCAAAUGAGCGCAGAGGAAACUGUCAGCUGCAUUGUGAUCCAACCAAUAGCAGCUCCAUCUUGGCUGUGCUCUAGACUGCAUCACAAACAGACGAUACCAUCGCUUCAACAGCGUCCUCCCAGACAAGAGAUUCAAAAGAGAAUAAGAAUAUAAUCUCCUAAGAAUGGCUUCUAAUCACUGGAAUGAAACCACGACAUCUGUUUAUCAGUACCUUGGUUUUCAAGUUCAGAAAAUCUACCCAUUUCAUGAUAACUGGAACACUGCCUGUUUUGUCAUCCUGCUUUUAUUUAUAUUCACUGUGGUGUCCUUGGCGGUGCUGGCUUUCCUUUAUGAAGUGCUUGACUGCUGCUGCUGUGCCAAAAACAAAACAGUCAAGGACCUCAAGAGUGAACCUAACCCUCUGCGAAGCAUGAUGGGCAACAUUGGGAAACGAGAAACCGAAGUGGUCUAGUCAAGAGAAGACGAAUAAAACCCUCAACAGCCUUUAACAUCCUCUGAGAAAAAACUUCCUGAUUAUGAAGCUGACUCUGACUUUGAAUGGUUAAGAUUUAUAGUAAAAGUGAAAGACAAGUAUGCACUUUGUGUACAUCCCUUUCAUUAAAUAUACAGUGAAACUUCAUAAAUGU